UGCAUUGAAUUCCCAAUGCCUCCCCAAAGAAGACUGUCAACCUAACCAAUGGAGUCGACGGGACUUCUGUGAGAACAUAAAAGUGAACGAAAGAAAGAAUAUCCGAUGGAUGAUUUUUAGCUCCCAAGCUUCGUCUUUUUUCCUUACAACAGUGACACGCUUCGCAUAUGCCCUCAGAUAUUCUCUCACCUGCUUUUUUCCCUCACAGGCUUUCAUUAAAUUAAGAAUGUGGACUCCUACCACCGCCUCUUCGACUUCAACCUCGCAAUAAAUUGACGCCAACAACGCCACUACUUGCUCAGCAUCCCUGUAGGCAGUUUCCCCUGCAGAAAGGGAUCAUACCAACAUGAAAUUUGGCAAGAGAUUGAAGAGGCAGAUAGAAGAAACGCUGCCGGAAUGGAGGGACAAGUUCGUUUCCUACAAGGACCUGAAGAAGAGGGUGAGAUUGAUAUGCACCACGCUGGAGGAGGAAGCCAACAGCAAUGGCCCCGCUUCCUCUGGUUGUGCUUCGACGAGGGUGUCGGAGGAGGAGGAGGAGUUCAUCUUCCUGUUGAAUGCCGAGAUUGAGAAGUUCAAUGCCUUCUUUAUGGAGCAGGAGGAGGAGUUUGUCAUAAGGCAGAAGGAAUUGCAAGAGCGGAUUCAGAAUGUGACGGCGACGUUGGGACCAAAUGGGAGAAGGAUGUCGGAGAGCGAGUACAAAGAGGAGAUGGGGAAGUUGAGAAAGGAGAUGGUUAAUUUCCAUGGAGAGAUGGUGCUUUUGGAGAACUAUAGCAGUCUCAAUUAUACAGGUAUUGCCAAGAUCCUGAAGAAGUAUGACAAGAGAACUGGUGGUUUAUUGCGGUUGCCCUUCAUUCAGAAGGUCCUGCAGCAGCCAUUCUUCACCACGGAUCUGCUAUCGAACUUGAUCAAAGAAUGUGAGAGCACAAUGCAGACGGUAUUCCCCACAGAGAUGCAAGAAAGGACCGAGAAAACGGUGGACAUUGCAGCAAUAGAAGACAGCAUCUUCAGAAACACACUGGCUGCCUUAGUUACCAUGAGAGAGAUGAGAAGGGGUAGCUCUACUUACAGUCACUUCUCCCUUCCCCCUUUGAAUCUGGCCGAGCCUCCAGAUCAAAGUGACACGUUCACACUUCUGUCUCCUAUUCCAAUACAAUGACAACAGAAAUAUAAAUUACACGUUGUUAUA
Nymphaea colorata (pocket water lily) is the source of this 1186-nucleotide messenger RNA. RefSeq names its product SPX domain-containing protein 3-like. Bases 347 to 1156 code for a protein of 269 amino acids. The transcript is spliced from 3 exons. Lineage: Eukaryota; Viridiplantae; Streptophyta; Magnoliopsida; Nymphaeales; Nymphaeaceae. The record is from RefSeq and is a predicted model, not a curated record. Gene Ontology annotation, biological process: cellular response to phosphate starvation.